AUGAGUUUGUAUCAUCUCUUCUUUUAUGCUCCUUGUUACUUUCGUUUGUUUGUUUGUUUGUUUCCCGUAAUUGCUACUUUUGUUUUUUUUGCUUGUAGCAGUGGCUUCUCCUUAGAAUUUUUUUCUUGCUUUUUUUUUUUUGAAAAAAAAAAUACCAUUUCAAUAUUUUAUGCUUUCUUUGUGACCAUAAUUAUCCAUACCCAUUUCUUAAAUAUUGUUCUCAUUUUUCUUUUUUUUCUUUCUUCUUGUGUUAUUUGUUUAUUAUUUACUUUUCGUGUGUGUACCAAACUAAAUUAUUCCAUAAUAAUGAAUAUGUGUUCCUCGCUGAUUGGUCCUCGUUCCGCCGAACUCAUUUUUUCAUUUUUUUUCUCCUUUUUUUUUUUCACUUCCUUUUUUUUUUUUACUUCCUUUUUUUUUAACAUGAGUCACGGCGGCGAUGCUGAUCGUUUUCUUUUAUAUUUCUCAUGUACCAAAAAAAAAAUAAAAAAAAAAAGAAAAACCAAUGUGAGGAAUUUUCUUUCAUUGUAA
Trypanosoma brucei brucei TREU927 is the source of this 528-nucleotide messenger RNA. RefSeq lists its product as hypothetical. NCBI's taxonomy places the organism in Eukaryota, Euglenozoa, Kinetoplastea, Trypanosomatida, Trypanosomatidae. Bases 1 to 528 code for a protein of 175 amino acids. The record is from RefSeq and is a predicted model, not a curated record. The transcript has a single exon.